Molecule: messenger RNA, 780 nt
Organism: Gracilinanus agilis (Agile Gracile Mouse Opossum)
Lineage: Eukaryota; Metazoa; Chordata; Mammalia; Didelphimorphia; Didelphidae
Gene: TMEM81
Product: transmembrane protein 81
Exons: 1
Coding region: 1-780 (259 amino acids)
Source: RefSeq, a predicted model, not a curated record
AUGAAGACAAUAGAUGUUGGCAUCAUCCUUGGAACACUGGCAUUUGCUUCCUACCUGCCUGUAAUGAUGACAUCCCAUCAAACAUUGAAAAUCCCCGAAAAGCUGAAGAUGGCUCAUGGGAGAGUGAUCGUCAAUACUACCCCCUGCACAGUCACCUGUGGCCUGGGCUAUAAGGAGGAGGAGACCUGUGAAGUGGGCCCUGACGGAGUAAAGAGGGAGUGUGAGACUCACCAAACUGAGUGCCAGACCAACUGGAUUUGUGGGAUGGUCCACUUCACUAUUCCCGUUGGGAAGAAAUUCAAGCUGACCUGUCUGAGUUCAGACAUCCUCCAUUAUGGGCACGAAGCUUUCCGUUUCACCUGGAGGUUUGCCCGUGGCAUCGUCUCCACUGAUGACGAGUUGUUUAAACCUUUUCAGCGCCAUAUCCAUUCUGUGAUCUUCACGCCUGCCCAAGAGCUGGAUUCAGGCACCUAUAGGUGCGAUGUACAGCUUCUAAGGAACCUAAAGUUUGUCAAGAGAAUCUACUUUGCACUGAGGGUCAUUCCUUCUAACUUGGUGAACCUCAACUUUGAUCAGUCCCUGACUGAGGAACAGAAAUUAAUAGAUGAGGGGAUGGACUUGGAUCAAGGGAACCAGACUCAUUUCCUAAGGCCGACUAAGAAGCCCUGGGUAGCACUGGGGAUAGGAGUUACAGUGGGGGUGGUUGGUGGUUUGCUAAUCAGCACAGCUGUGUACUAUUUGAUGAAAACUUCCAAAAGGAAGUUGAAUACAAAGACCUAG